CAAGCUCGCUCACGUCAUUCAAUAAUGAGUGCCUCAUCUAUGAACUUCGCCUUGUUAGGAUCAUUGUGGUUCUGUUUGAUUAUCGAUGUCACCCGCGCCUCUGUUAAAAAUAACAGCUCUGUCGUUGUAGUUCAAUGCAUAACUAACGUUGACUGCGGUGAACUACUGACAUGUAUAGACCUAACAUGUCAAGACCCAUGUCCCGGGCCCUGCACUGGUAAUGCUACCUGCGAGAUCUACAACCAUGUACCGUACUGUGCCUGCAAACCUGGCUUCUCCGGCAACCCCUUCGCCGGCUGUCAGCGAGUUCCAGAAACUCAAAGAGGUUAUUUAUUACCAGGCAGCAGACCUUCUGGCACAAAGGUCUACAGAGUGGAGCGCUUUUUUAAGGUCAAUUAUUUUUCUGCACUUCUUUAUUGCACGACCCAUGGUGGAAGAUUGGCGAGUAUUGAGUCAAAAGAUGAAAAUAAAUUAAUCAAAGAUGUGAUUAAUAAAACAGUACAUUUAAGGGAAAAAACGCCCCAAUCCGUUGAGUCCCAGAAAGUCAACAUCCAAUAUUGAAAAUUCCCCAGAGAGUGCCUCUAGAUUGACUGGUCAAGUCAUCAUUCCAGCCCCAACUAUGACGUAAUUGGUUUACUAAUCCUUUAAUUAACGAUUAAAUUAUGUUGUUACUGAUACUAUACGGUUACUGUGUACAUAUCAUAAGAGUAUAAUAAUAGUAUCAACUUAUUUUAUUGCAGUUUAUAAUUAUAUAUUUGGUGAUAAUUAAGGAAAUUUAUAAAUUGAGAUGGACACCAACGUGAGAAGAAACAUUAUCAUAUACUGCCACCCUGUAUGAGCCAAUACGUUAACCUAUUUAGUCUAUUUGUAUCAUUGUUUGUAUGAUAUCGAGCACGACCACUUUAAAGGUAUGACUGCGAAAGCCGGCUGCAUCAAACGUUAAUUUUUUAGUUGAGAACCAUCACACGUUUUGAUAUAUUUGUUUCUCCAAGUUUGGGCAAGCAUACAUUUUGAAAAAUUGCCUUUUGUAUUAUAAUGAAAAUCGUAAAACAGUUAAUUUCUGGUAAAUUUGGUAUAAAAUACUGAGUUAUCUGUUACAUGUGCCACUUUUUUAUAGUUAAAUAUGUCUAGAGUUUGACAUAUUAAUCCUUAAUAGUUCUUGAGAUAAUAGUUUUUUUUGUUUUUAUACAAAACACAUGUUACGACCAAUUUUUUAUUACCUUACAUCACAUUUUAGGAUUAUGGUACUUUGAUUAAUGGGAAUAAAAUAAUAAAUAACUCGAUUAAGAUAGAAAGAUUGCAAUUAAAUCCAUGUAAAACACGAAGAAUUACAAAACAAGCCAACAUGCAACAAAUUUGUGAUACAACAUUUUUAACCGUCAAAGAGCACACUGGGGUCCUCAGAACCCCACAUCAAUUUAGUUUUCAUGUUUCCCAGUUUAAGUGUCCCAUGGGAAAUUUUGACACCCAUGUCAUUUUUAUUUUGCAUCACAAGGGUUGAACCCACCACUGGCCUACUUACUUGCCUGCUGUCUGAUGAGAAAUAAAUAACUUUAAGGUUGUGUUUUUUCCUCA
Molecule: messenger RNA, 1575 nt
Organism: Homalodisca vitripennis (glassy-winged sharpshooter)
Lineage: Eukaryota; Metazoa; Arthropoda; Insecta; Hemiptera; Cicadellidae
Exons: 5
Coding region: 25-561 (178 amino acids)
Source: RefSeq, a predicted model, not a curated record